UCCCGCAGAAGGAAGGUGUUCCCAGAGACUGGGGUGGACUGGGCUGAGCCCUCGCACCCCGGGUAUUUGCCUUAGUUGCCUCUGGCAGUGUUUCCAAGCAACGCUUUUCGUUGUAGUUUGACUUUUGGAUUCCAGCACUAUAAGAUUGAUAUUAAAGACAUGGUUUUCACCCCUCUUCAUCAACGCACAUAAGUUAUCUCUUCUUUUUGGACCCCUAUUUUAUACCACAAUGCAACAAGCUUUAGAACUAGCUUUGGAUCGUGCUGAGUAUGUCAUUGAAAGUGCCCGACAGAGACCUCCUAAAAGGAAAUACCUGUCUAGUGGAAGAAAAUCUGUAUUUCAAAAACUUUAUGACUUAUAUAUUGAAGAAUGUGAAAAAGAGCCUGAAGUUAAGAAAUUAAGAAGAAAUGUGAAUUUGUUAGAGAAGCUUGUUAUGCAAGAGACAUUGUCCUGUUUAGUGGUCAACCUAUACCCAGGAAAUGAGGGAUAUUCUCUGAUGCUCAGGGGAAAAAAUGGAUCAGAUUCUGAGACCAUUCGACUGCCUUAUGAAGAAGGAGAAUUGCUUGAAUACUUGGAUGCAGAAGAAUUACCUCCUAUUUUGGUUGAUCUCCUAGAAAAAUCUCAGGUUAAUAUUUUUCAUUGUGGAUGUGUCAUAGCAGAAAUACGUGACUACAGGCAGUCCAGUAAUAUGAAGUCUCCUGGUUACCAAAGUAGGCAUAUUCUCUUACGACCAACAAUGCAGACUUUGAUCUGUGAUGUACAUUCAAUAACAAGCGAUAACCACAAAUGGACCCAGGAAGACAAACUUUUGCUUGAGAGCCAGCUGAUCCUAGCUACAGCAGAACCAUUGUGUCUUGAUCCUUCUAUAGCAGUAACCUGCACUGCAAACAGGCUGCUUUAUAACAAGCAAAAGAUGAACACACGCCCAAUGAAACGGUGUUUCAAGAGGUAUUCCAGGUCCUCUCUGAACCGGCAACAGGAUCUGUCCCAUUGUCCACCUCCUCCGCAGCUAAAAUUACUUGAUUUCUUACAAAAAAGGAAGGAAAGAAAAGCAGGUCAACAUUAUGACCUCAAGAUAUCUAAAGCAGGAAAUUGUGUAGAUAUGUGGAAGCGGAGUCCCUGUAAUUUGGCCAUACCUUCCGAAGUGGAUGUGGAGAAAUACGCUAAAGUGGAAAAGUCCAUCAAAUCUGAUGACUCACAACCAACAGUCUGGCCAGCCCAUGAUGUAAAAGAUGAUUAUGUGUUUGAAUGUGAAGCUGGUAAUCAGUAUCAGAAAACAAAGCUGACCAUUUUGCAGUCACUUGGUGAUCCACUUUAUUAUGGUAAAAUACAGCCAUGUAAAGAAGAUGAAGAAAAUGACAACCAGGUGUCUCCAUCCCACUCCUCCACAGAUGAUCAUUCAAAUUGGUUUAUUAUUGGAUCAAAGACUGAUGCUGAGAGGGUAGUCAAUCAAUACCAGGAAUUGGUCCAGAAUGAAGCCAAAUGUCCAGUUAAAAUGUCACACAGCUCUAGUGGCUCAGCCAGCUUGAGUCAGCUUUCUCCAGGGAAAGAAACAGAACAGCCCGAGACUGUGUCAGUUCAGUCUUCAGUAUUGGGAAAGGGAGUAAAACAUCGACCUCCACCCAUCAAACUUCCUUCAAGCUCAGGAAGUAGUUCUUCAGGUAACUAUUUUACACCACAGCAGGCCAGCAGCUUUCUUAAAUCUCCAACUCCUCCUCCUGCUUCCAAGCCACCGAGUCUUUCUCGGAAGUCAUCUGUGGAUCUCAAUCAAGUUAGCAUGCUUUCUCCAGCUGCCCUGUCACCUGCCAGCUCAUCACAAAGAUCUGGAACUCCUAAGCCAUCUACUCCUACACCAACCCCUUCAUCGACCCCACACCCUCCUGAUGCUCAGAGCUCAACUCCUAUUACCCCUUCAGCCACCCCUACUCCCCAAGAUUCAGGCUUCACCCCUCAGCCCACUUUGUUAACUCAGUUUGCUCAGCAGCAAAGGUCUCUGAGCCAGGCAAUGCCUGUAACGACCAUUCCUCUUUCCACUAUGGUAACAUCCAUAACUACAGGAACCACGGCCACCCAGGUCAUGGCAAACUCUGCUGGACUUAACUUCAUCAAUGUAGUGGGCUCUGUUUGUGGAGCUCAGGCUUUGAUGAGUGGUUCAAACCCUAUGCUGGGCUGUAACACUGGUGCCAUAACUCCUGCAGGAAUAAACCUGAGUGGCCUUCUACCCUCAGGCGGUCUGCUACCAAAUGCAUUGCCCGGUGCAAUGCAGGCAGCUUCUCAAGCAGGUGUUCCAUUUGGUUUAAAAAAUACUUCAAAUCUCAGGCCCUUAAAUCUACUCCAGCUUCCAGGUGGUUCACUCAUUUUUAACACUCUGCAGCAGCAACAACAGCAGCUCUCUCAGUUUACACCACAGCAGCCUCAGCAACCUACAAUUUCUAGUCCGCAACAGCCAGGGGAGCAGGGUUCUGAACAAGGUUCAACCAGUCAAGAACAGGCCUUAUCUGCUCAGCACGCUGCUGUUAUUAACCUUGCUGGAGUAGGAAGUUUUAUGCAAUCACAGGCAGCUGCAGUUGCGAUUCUUGCAGCAUCAAAUGGCUAUGGCAGCAGCAGCAGCACAAACAGCUCAGCUACAUCGUCAUCGGCAUACAGGCAGCCAGUCAAAAAGUAAAAUGAAGAGAGGCACGCCAACCACUCCAAAAUUCUGAGUCUUGCUUUUCUUUUUUUUUUUCUCUUUUUUAAAAGCA
This is a messenger RNA of Neomonachus schauinslandi (Hawaiian monk seal), 2741 nucleotides long. RefSeq names its product SPT20 homolog, SAGA complex component (gene SUPT20H). Gene Ontology annotation, cellular component: SAGA complex. Gene Ontology annotation, molecular function: transcription coregulator activity. The transcript has 25 exons. Bases 230 to 2665 code for a protein of 811 amino acids. Gene Ontology annotation, biological process: regulation of transcription by RNA polymerase II. The record is from RefSeq and is a predicted model, not a curated record. NCBI's taxonomy places the organism in Eukaryota, Metazoa, Chordata, Mammalia, Carnivora, Phocidae.